Molecule: messenger RNA, 1998 nt
Organism: Pyricularia grisea
Lineage: Eukaryota; Fungi; Ascomycota; Sordariomycetes; Magnaporthales; Pyriculariaceae
Exons: 1
Coding region: 1-1998 (665 amino acids)
Molecular function (GO): ATP binding; ATP hydrolysis activity
Source: RefSeq, a predicted model, not a curated record
AUGAGGACCGUGACGAAACGUCCCACCCGUGAGCAAAAGGACCAAGAUGAAGCUGAUACUAUCACUGAAGAGGAGAAGCGCAAGCGGGAGGAGCUUGAGAAGGCACCUAUGAGGGCCGAACUCAUGCAUCUCGAUAAGAGAUGGACCAAGAAGGGUAAGGCUUACUUUGCAGAGCCAAAGGAAGAUGAAGAGAUCCCCGACCAAAAGGUCAACUGGUGGAGUCAGUUUGCCCUCACGAUCACUCGCGUCUAUGACACUCAAAACAGGGUUGUGACCGAGACCAGCCUGAGUGUCAACUCGCUUGCCAUCAAAGACGUUCUCCGCGACAUCAUUGGUGAAUUUCCUGGCAUCUCGUUUCAUACAAAGGACAUAUCUCUCAAGUUUGACCCCAAGGUUCUAUAUCACUACUAUCCCGAACUCAGGGAGAGGACCGAGGAGCUCAAGAAGGAAGAUCCCGAGUCUGAGAGCGCAGCCCACAUGGGUCUCCUGAUAGAAUUCAUCAGCGAGCACUUUGCCGACAAGAUCAAGGAGGUUGAGAAUCUGAAGCAGCGAGGACUGAUAACAUAUCCUCUUCUUUGGACCAUCUUCAGACCUGGUAUCAUGCUGUACUCAACAGUUUUGGGACAGAGUCGGGCCUUUAAGCUUGUUUCGUACGACUAUGUCAACACCAGAUGCGGUCCGGCGCUGCAGCUGGCAGGCCAAUACGUCGACUUUGACGGCGACGACUUUGGUCUCCGCGUCUCGCACCUCCUGAUCCCAGAGAUGGGUGGUGCCAUACCCAUUGACUCAUUGCCUGUCUUCCCCAUGUCGUUCCAUCCAAACCCUGAAGCUGUUCAAAAGUUCCUGCUUGAGCGCGGCCGCAAGUUUGAGGCCCAUGCCGGGCAGCAUUUUGUUGAGUACCGCGGCAUCGCCCUUGAUGAGGAACACAACCGCUUCAAUAUCGACAGCCGCACCAUGAUUGACUGCUUCACGCACCACCGUAUCAACGGCAACACCUCUUUCAGUGUCACGCCGUUCUUAAGCUCGCUGGCAACGCACGAGAAGAACCGCAGGAGGAAGCAGAAGCACAAAGCCAACGAGGUGGAGCUCGUUACGUCCGGCGAGAAGACAUACACGGCCCUGACGGACGACCAGUGCAUCUUGGCGUCGGCUCUGGUCCGCGGCUUUUCGUUUGCGGAGAAAAGGUUCUUUGACCUCUUCAUCGACAGUGUCCGCCCCAUCAACUGGAACGCCGGCUGCUUCGAGCAGCUGGUCUUGCCGGACAGCCAAAAGGAGCUCGUGCAGGCGCUGGUGGCGGAGCACACGCAGCGGGCGGCCGACUCGUUCGACGACAUCGUCAAGGGCAAGGGCAAAGGGCUGAUCCUGGUUCUACACGGCCCUCCCGGUGUGGGCAAGACGCUGACGGCCGAGUGCGUGGCCGAGUUCUCGCGGCGCCCGCUCUACAUAGUGUCCUCGGGCGACCUGGGCACGUCCGCCGCAGCGCUGGACGACCGGCUGGCGCGCACGCUUGACCUGGCCAGCGCGUGGAAGGCGGUGCUGCUGAUCGACGAGGCCGACGUGUUCCUCGAGCGGCGGUCGCUGCACGACAUGGAACGCAACUCGCUCGUCAGCAUCUUCCUCCGCACGCUCGAAUACUACAGCGGCAUCUUGUUCAUGACCACCAACCGCAUCAAGACGUUUGACGACGCCUUCAAGUCGCGUAUCCACGUGCCCCUGCGCUAUGGUGACCUGCCCGUGUCGAGCCGCGUCCGCAUCUGGCGCAACUUUUUGGGUGCGGUGGACGGCGGCGUCGAUAUUGACGACCAGGGAUACGACAAGCUCGCGGAGGGGGAUCUCAACGGCCGGCAGAUCAAGAACGUCGUCAGGACGGCAAAGAGCCUCGCUGCUUACAAGAGGCGGAAGCUGGAUUUUGAGCAGCUCAGACAAGUCAUGGAGAUCCAAAUGGCUUUUGAGGAUGAUUUGACCUUGACUGAGGAGGAUGCAGAGAUGACUGAUUAA